Pseudozyma flocculosa PF-1 is the source of this 1029-nucleotide messenger RNA. RefSeq lists its product as uncharacterized. The record is from RefSeq and is a predicted model, not a curated record. Bases 1 to 1029 code for a protein of 342 amino acids. The transcript is spliced from 3 exons. NCBI's taxonomy places the organism in Eukaryota, Fungi, Basidiomycota, Ustilaginomycetes, Ustilaginales, Ustilaginaceae.
AUGACCGUCACCGAGCAGACCAUCCUCAUCACCGGCGCCGGCGGCUGGCUCGGCUCGCUCCUCCCCUCGCGCAUCGUCGAGCGAGAGCCCCAGGUGGCCUUCAAGUUCAUCCUCGCCGACAUCGUCGAGCCCAAGCCGCCCAAGUCGCUCGCGGCCGAGGUGCGCACCAUGAAGGCCGACCUCUCGGAGCAGGACAGCCUCGACGCCCUCUUUGCCACCGAUCUGGGCAAGCCCGACGUCAUCUACUCGAUGCACGGUAUCAUGAGCCUCGGCAGCGAAGAGAACUGGGACCUCGGCAUGAAGGUCAACUUUGACAGCACGCGCCUCCUCCUCGAAAAGGCACGCCACACGCGCAACUCGCAGGGCGGGCCCAUCCGCUUCAUCUUCACCUCGAGCGUCGCAACCUACGGCGGCGAGCUGCCCCACCUCGUCCUGCCCUCGACGGCGUGCCAGCCCGAGGGCGCCUACGGCACCGCCAAGCUCAUGGGCGAGUACCUCGUCACCGAGUACUCGCGCCGCGGCUUCAUCGACGGCCUCUCGGUCAAGCUGCCCACCAUCGUCCCGCGGCCCGGCGCCCCCUCGCGCGCCACGUCCGCCUUCGUCUCGGGCAUCGUCCGCGAGCCCCUCAACGGCGUCGAGGCCGUGUGCCCCGUCGGCAGCUCGAUCGACGACCCGGCGCUCGACAAGCUCGAGGUGUGGGUGGCGAAACCCUCAACGACGCUCGAGAACCUGGCGCGCGCCAAGGACGUCGUGGUGCAGAGCGCCGACAGGAUCACGCGCUGGUCGCGCUCCGUACAGCUGCCCGGCUUCACCGUGUCCAUCCGGCAGAUUAUCGAGGCGCUCCGCACCGUCCGCGGCGACGGGGCCGUGGCGCUCAUCCGGUUCGAGGACGACGAGACGUGCCGCCGCGUCGUGUCGAGCUGGCCGCGCGAGUUUGACAACGGCUACGCGUUGGGCCUCGGCUUCACCGUCGACCAGGACGGCUUCGCCGGCGCCAUCCGCGAGUACAUGGACGCCCACUGCCGCUAG